AUGCCUGAGAUCAAAGUCCCUGUCGAGUCUAGUAUUGUCUUGCCAUCUAGCAAACAUCUUCCCACAUCCUCAAACGAUCAAAACCCAGUCCAUAGACCUGCCGACAUGAAAGGCGCUGGUAUCAACGGCGCCUAUGACAGUGGACACGAGUUCCUCAAUGGCAAUACUGAUCCUCUAACGAGCCGGGCCCCGGCCUGGACACCACAGAAGAAGCUCAAGGUGAUCACAGUCGGCGCUGGCUUCUCCGGACUGAUAUUCGCACAUAAGCUGCAACAUCAAUAUCCUGAUGUUGGAGCCUUGAUAGACCAUACUAUCUAUGAGGCGAGACACGAUGUUGGAGGAACAUGGCUGGUUAAUACUUAUCCUGGCAUUCAAUGUGAUGUUCCGGCUCAUAUCUAUGCAUUUCCAUUUGACCCCAAACCAGACUGGGAUAACUUCUACGCGUCUGGGGCUGAGAUCCAACAAUACAUCAAGAGCACAGUGAAAAAGUGGAAUCUUGAUCGUGAUGUCAAACUCAACCACCGAGUAACUGAAGCUAUCUGGCAAGAGAAAUCGAGUCAGUGGAAGCUGACGGUGGAAAAGAAUGGACAAGAAACUUUCAUCGAGUAUACCGACAUCUUGGUCUCCGGGCAGGGAGUACUUAACAAAUGGCGGUGGCCGAACAUCGAUGGCUUCGACAGCUUCAAAGGGCAUAAGUGUCAUUCGGCGUCGUGGGAUUCCAACUACGACUAUACCAACAAGAGAAUUGCAGUGAUUGGAAAUGGCUCAUCGGGAGUCCAGAUUGUGCCGAAGCUCGCUCAAUUGCCAGGAACCCACAUCCUUGCCGUUCAACGAAGUGCCAACUACGUCUAUAUGCCCCUGCCUCCUGCGGCACUGCUGGGCCGACAAGAUGAUGACCGGCCAAACCCGCCGUUCACCGACGAGGACAAGAAACGCUUUUCAGAGGAUCCCAACUUUCACCGCGAGUAUCGACGGAGGAUCAUUCACCAGAUCAACAGCGCCUUUCCCACUUAUAUCAAGGGAUCCGUCGAGAACAAAGCAGCCACUGAAGUUGCGCGUAAGCAGAUGGCGACUAAACUCCAAAACGAUCCUGACUUGUGUGCCAAACUGAUACCGACUUGGUCUCUUGGAUGUAAACGCAUCACGCCAGCUGAGGGGUUUCUAGAAUCCCUUCUGCGCCCCAAUGUCGAGCUAGUCAGCAGUGCAGUAACCACCGUGACAGAAAACUCGAUUGUGACGGCCGAUGGACGGUCUUUUGAAGUCGACGUGAUCGCAUGCGCAACAGGGUUCGAUGUCUCACUGCGGCCACAAUGGCGCAUGAUCGGUCGUCACGGUGUCGAUCUGGGCCAGGAGUGGGCGGUCGACCCUGAGUCGUACCUAUCGGUGGCGGCUCGAGACAUGCCAAAUUUCUUCAUGUUCCUGGGACCUAACGCCGUUAUCGCCCACGGGUCUUUGUUGGAGUCCAUAAACUGGACGGGAGACUAUAUCGUCAAGUGGCUCCGUAAGAUUGCCACCGAAAACAUCAAGGCCGUCACGCCCAAGACAAAGACAGUAGACGACUUGAUCCGAUAUGGUGACGGCGUCCAUCAGUCAUUAGUCUGGUCAGAGGGCUGCUCGAGUUGGUUCAAGCGAAAUACGGUUCACGGAAGAGUCACAGCAGCAUUUGCUGGAAGUGCCCUGAUGUUUCGACGGCUUAUUUCAGACAUUCGUGGCGAAGAUUUCGACAUCGAGUACGGAAGUGGUAACCAGUGGGCAUUCUUGGGUAAUGGCUUUACAAGCCUAGAACUGGACCCGGCCAACAAUUUGUCGUGGUAUAUUGAGAACUAG
Molecule: messenger RNA, 1827 nt
Organism: Exophiala mesophila
Lineage: Eukaryota; Fungi; Ascomycota; Eurotiomycetes; Chaetothyriales; Herpotrichiellaceae
Exons: 2
Coding region: 1-1827 (608 amino acids)
Source: RefSeq, a predicted model, not a curated record